Molecule: messenger RNA, 2794 nt
Organism: Lemur catta (Ring-tailed lemur)
Lineage: Eukaryota; Metazoa; Chordata; Mammalia; Primates; Lemuridae
Gene: ARID3A
Product: AT-rich interaction domain 3A
Exons: 8
Coding region: 57-1904 (615 amino acids)
Biological process (GO): regulation of transcription by RNA polymerase II
Cellular component (GO): nucleus
Molecular function (GO): DNA binding
Source: RefSeq, a predicted model, not a curated record
CGCCCCCGCCGCCCACCCCCAGUGGCCGGGGUGGUGGUGGCCCGGCCCGCAGGGCCAUGAAGCUGCAGGCCGUGAUGGAGACGCUCUUGCAGCGGCAGCAGCGGGCACGCCAGGAGCUGGAGGCCCGGCAGCAGCUGCCCUCCGACACCCCCGCCUGCCCACCAGCCCGGGCUCGGGCUACCGUGGAAGAGGACAGAGAGCCUGAUGCGCGGAUGCAGCGGGCCCAGAUGGCUGCCCUGGCCGCCAUGAGGGCUGCAGCCGCCGGCCUUGGACAUCCGCCCAGCCCUGGUGGCUCUGAGGAUGGGCCCCCAGCCUCGGAGGAUGAGGACACUGCCCGGGAGGGGGCACCGGGCUCACCUGCCCGGCCUGGCCGAGGCAGGGAAGGGCCAGGAGACGGGCACUUUGAGGAGUUGGGCUCGGACGAGGACCUGAAGCCGAAAUGGGAAGAGGAGGAGGAGCUCGAGGAAGACCUGGCAGAGGAGGAGGAGGAAGACGAGGAGGAGGAAGACGAGGAGGAUUACGAAGAAGAGGAGGAGGAUGAGGAGGGGCUGGGGCCCCCAGGCCCUGCCGGCCUGGGCUCUGCCAACCUGUUCCCCCACAAGGCCCAGCCGCCCCAGGCCUUCUGCAGCGAUGGCCUUCCCAGGGCGCUGGGGGGCCAGGAGCGGCCGGGGCCAGGCCCUGCCCACUCCCGGGGGGCCACCCAUGUGGCACCUCAGCUGCAGCCACCGGACCACGGAGACUGGACAUACGAGGAGCAGUUCAAGCAGCUCUACGAACUUGACGGGGACCCCAAAAGGAAGGAAUUCCUAGAUGACCUGUUCAGCUUCAUGCAGAAGCGAGGGACACCCGUGAACCGGAUCCCCAUCAUGGCCAAGCAGGUGCUGGACCUGUUCAUGCUGUAUGUGCUGGUGACAGAGAAGGGUGGCCUCGUGGAGGUCAUCAACAAGAAACUGUGGCGCGAGAUCACCAAGGGCCUCAACCUGCCCACGUCCAUCACCAGCGCUGCCUUUACCCUGCGCACGCAAUACAUGAAGUACCUGUACCCCUACGAGUGUGAGAAGCGAGGACUCAGCAACCCCAACGAGCUCCAGGCAGCCAUAGACAGCAACCGGCGGGAGGGCCGGCGCCAGAGCUUCGGGGGCUCCCUGUUUGCCUACUCGCCAGGCGGGGCUCAUGGCAUGCUCUCCUCGCCUAAAUUGCCUGUGUCCUCCCUGGGCCUCGCUGCCAGCACCAACGGCAGUUCUAUCGCCCCAGCCCCAAAGAUCAAGAAAGAGGAGGACUCAGCCAUCCCCAUCACGGUCCCCGGCCGCCUGCCCGUGUCCCUUGCAGGCCACCCCGUGGUGGCAGCUCAGGCAGCAGCAGUGCAAGCGGCAGCUGCCCAAGCAGCUGUGGCAGCACAGGCAGCCGCCCUGGAGCAGCUGCGGGAGAAGCUGGAGUCCGGGGAGCCUCCCGAAAAGAAGAUGGCCCUGGUGGCUGAUGAGCAGCAACGGCUCAUGCAACGAGCUCUGCAGCAGAACUUCCUGGCCAUGACAGCCCAGCUGCCCAUGAGCAUACGGAUCAACAGCCAAGCCUCCGAGAGCCGCCAGGACUCAGCCGUGAGCUUGACCGGCACCAACGGCAGCAACAGUAUUAGUAUGUCUGUCGAGAUCAACGGCAUCAUGUACACAGGAGUGCUAUUUGCUCAGCCGCCGGCACCCACGCCACCCUUGGCUUCCAGCAAAGGCGGUGGUGGCAGUGGUGGUGCUGGCAGUGGUGGCGGGAGCGGCGGGACCAGCAGCAGCAACCACCCAGGCAGCCGGGGAGGAAACACCGGGACCAGCAGCAGCGGGGGCAGCCAGGCCGGGCCAGCAGGGUCGUCCGCACCCCCCACAUCUUCUACCUCAAAUAACUCUACGUUGCCUUAACCGCCUCACUCCCCACCCACCACGCCCCCCACCCCAGGAACCCGUCAGACCGGGCAGUGGGGAGGGGGGUAUCGAGGGGGGCCAGGCAGGGGCCAGGAUGGCAGAAGAUACGGGUGGGGAGGGAAGCUAUCCACAGAGGAGCCACAGCUGACGCCAAAAAGAAAAAAAUAUAUAUACAUAUAUAUAUAUAAAGAAAAUUUAAUAAAACGGGGGAAAACCAAGGAACACUUGAAUUUCUCAGGUUUCGGACAUUCAGAGAGUUGCAUCUGAGGACAGCAACAGAUCAGAACACAGGAGGAAGCAGGUCUUUCCGAGGGCUUUCCUGUGGCCCGGUGUCUGGUCGGACCAGCUGCAACGUCGGGCCAAUCUUAUUUACCUCAUACACCCCUGCACUGUGUGUUUUCAUUUUUUUGUCAUUUUUCCUUUUUUUUUUUCCUAUUCAUCACACACUCACCACUCCAAGCUCCUUGUGUUGAAUGAAACCCCUGAGCUGAGAUCACUGAAUUUUUUUUUUCUUAUUGCUUUGGGAACUUUUUUUUUUAAGUCAUAGUGACAUUCAAACUCUGUGGGGAUUUAUUUUUUUAAAUAGGUUUCAGGGGGUUUGUUUUGUAAAUAUUCUUAUUUUAUUCUUGGGGGGGGAAAGGAAUCAAACCUUAGCAAAAGGAAUAUCUAUAUAUCUAUAUAUCUAUAUAUAUGUGUUCAUUCAGGGAAACCGAACUUGAAAAAGCAAAAACAAACAAACAAACAAAAAAGUAAUAACCUUUUUGUUUUUCUCAUGGCCGAUAUGGGUUCCUUUGUGCGUGUGCUGGGGUGCGUUGUGCAGCCGGGGGGCCCAGGAGGCUGGAUCCGUGGGGCAGAGCUGCCACGAGGAUGAACUCAGGUGCUGUGGG